AUGGGGGAGAGAACUGGGAGGGUGAAGUUUGUCCUGAAGAACUAUGGGGAGAACCCGGAGAACUACAACGAGGAGCUGCGGAAGCUGGAGCAGCUCCGACAGAGUGCCGUCAACGUGCCCAGGGACUUCGAGGGCUGCAGCACGCUGCGCAAGUACUUCGGCCAACUCCACUACCUGCAGAGCCGCAUCCCCAUGGGCGCCGAGCAGGAGGCGGCGGUGCCCAUCGCGUGGACCGAGAUCUUCUCGGGCAAGACGGUGACUCACGAGGACAUCAAGUACGAGCAGGCGUGCAUCCUCUACAACCUGGGCGCGCUGCACUCCAUGCUGGGCGCCAUGGACAAGAGAGUCUCCGAGGAGGGCAUGAAGGUUUCCUGCACCCAUUUCCAAUGCGCCGCCGGGGCCUUCACGUACCUGCGGGAUCACUUCCCCCACUCCUACAGCGUAGACAUGAGCCACCAGAUCCUCAACCUCAACAUCAACCUCAUGCUGGGCCAGGCGCAAGAGUGUCUCCUGGAGAAAUCCAUGCUGGAUAACAGGAAGAGUUUCCUCGUGGCCCGGAUCAGCGCCCAGGUGGUGGAUUACUACAAAGAGGCCUGCCGGGCGCUGGAAAACUCAGAGACAGCCUCGCUGCUGGGAAAGAUCCAGAAGGACUGGAAGAAACUGGUUCAAAUGAAGAUCUAUUAUUUUGCUGCUGUGGCCCAUCUGCACAUGGGAAAACAGGCCGAGGAGCAGCAGAAGUUUGGGGAAAGGGUCAUCUACUUCCAGAGCGCUCUGGAUAAACUCAACGAAGCAAUCAAGCUGGCAAAGGGCCAGCCAGAAACCGUCCAGGAGGCCCUGAGAUUCACCAUGGAUGUGAUCGGUGGCAAGUACAAUUCGGCCAAAAAGGACAAUGACUUCAUCUACCACGAAGCUGUGCCUGCGCUGGACACCCUGCAGUCCGUGAAAGGUGCCCCGCUGGUGAAAGCCCUCCCCGUCAACCCCACGGACCCGGCUGUCACCGGCCCCGAUAUAUUUGCCAAGCUGGUGCCCAUGGCUGCCCACGAGGCCUCAUCCCUGUACAGCGAGGAGAAGGCCAAACUGCUGAGAGACGUGAUGGCGAAGAUCGAAGCCAAGAACGAAGUGCUGGACCAGUUCAUGGACUCCAUGCAGCUGGACUCCGAGACCGUGGACAACCUGGACAUGUACAGCCACAUCCCCCCCAUCCUGAUGGAGAAAUGCGCUGCGCUCAGCGUGCGCCCCGACACCGUCAAGAACCUUGUCCAGUCCAUGCAGGUGCUCUCCGGGGUUUUCACCGACGUGGAGGCUUCCCUGAAGGAGAUCCAAGACCUCCUGGAGGAGGACGAGGCUCAGGAGCGGAAGCUGCAGGAGCUGCUUGGGAAGGUCCCGGCGCCCCAGGGGUCCCCCCCGCCGCCGUCCCCGGGGCUGGCCGAGGUCAGCAAGGAGUGCUCCAAGUACAUGGAGGUGCACGAGAAGGCCAGCUUCACCAACACCGAGCUCCACAAAGCCAUGAACCUCCACAUCGGCAACCUCCGCCUGCUCAGCGGGCCGCUGGAGCAGGUCCGGGCCGCGCUGCCCUCGCCUGCCUUGACCGAAGACGACAAGCAGGUGCUGCAGAACCUGAAGCGAAUCCUGGGGAAGGUGCAGGAGAUGAGGGACCAGCGGAUGUCCCUGGAACAGCAGCUGCGCGAGAUGAUCCAGAAGGACGAUAUCACCACCUCGCUGGUCACCACCGACCGCUCCGAGAUGAAGAAACUCUUUGAGGAGCAGCUGAAGAAGUACGACCAGAUCAAGGUCUACCUGGAGCAGAACCUGGCCGCCCAGGAGAACGUCCUGAAGGCCCUGACGGACGCCAACGUCAAAUACGCGGCCGUGCGCAAGGCCCUGGCCGAGGUGGAGCACAAGUGGAACACGACCGUUCAGACCUUGGUGGCCUCCUACGAAGCCUACGAGGACCUGAUGAAGAAGUCGCAGGAGGGGAAGGAUUUCUACACCGACCUGGAGGGGAAAGCUGCCAAACUGCUGGAGAAGGCCCGCGCUGCCUGCCAAGCCGCCGAGGCCAACAGGCAGCAGAUCUUGGAGAACCCGGCGGGGGCGCCGGCCCCCGGCCGCCUGCCGCAGAGACCCCCGCCCUCGCUGACGCCAGGCCCCGGUGAGGCCCCCUUCCAGCGGCAGAGCUCCUCCACCGACGACCUCCUGUCCUCCAGCCCCGAGAGCCAGCACGGCGGCUCCAAGGCAGCUGUGGGCCAGCCCCUGCUGCAGCCCACCAAGGCGGACGCCAAGGAAGGGCAGAAGCCCAAGGCGGUGCAGCUGAUCGAGAACGAUCCCUACGAGAAGCCGGAGCGAGUCCUGCGGCUGCUGGCGGAGCUCGAGCGGUUCCGCGGGCUGGUGGAGCGGCUGGAGCGCCCGGGGCCCGGCGGCAUCGCCGAGCUGGACGCCAUCUGGAAGGAGCUGCAGGACGCCCAGGAGCGGGAUGCCCGGCAGCUCUCCAUCGCCAUUGCCCGCUGCUACUCCAUGAAGAACCGGCACCAGGACAUCAUGCCCUACGACCGGAACCGCGUCGUCCUCCGCUCGGGCAAGGACGACUACAUCAACGCCAGCAGGGUGGAGGACCUCUCGCCGUACUGCCCCACCAUCAUCGCCACCCAGGCCCCGCUGCUGGGCACCGCCGCCGACUUCUGGCUGAUGAUCUACGAGCAGAAGGUCUCCGUCGUCGUCAUGCUGGUGUCGGAGCAGGAGCUGGACAAGCAGAAGGUGCUGCGGUACUUCCCCCCGGAGCGGGGCCAGCCCGUGGUGCAGGGACCCAUCACCCUCGUCCUCACCAGCCUGAAGGUGGCCCCCACCCACGUGGAGCGGAUGAUCACGCUGCAGUACCGCGACCAGAGCCUCAAGCGCACCGUCGUCCACCUCCAGUUCACCUCCUGGCCUGAGCUGUACGGCACCGGUGGGGGGUUUGGGCCCACCCGGGGCGCCGGGGCCGGGCGGGGGCCCCCGGGCCUUCGGGCCUCCCGCCUGCCCCGGGGCCGGCACGGCGCUGCCUCUACAAUCACCAGGAUUCGGUUAAGAGGCGCCAUCGGCGUUUACUGGAGGGAAGAGGAAGGGUUCGGCCCCGGGCGGGGACGGCAACUCGAGGCUCGUGCCCGCCCUGGGCUGGAGCGGGGCCCGUAG
Nipponia nippon (crested ibis) is the source of this 3165-nucleotide messenger RNA. The record is from RefSeq and is a predicted model, not a curated record. Lineage: Eukaryota; Metazoa; Chordata; Aves; Pelecaniformes; Threskiornithidae.